UAUUUUAAAGUGGAAGUUCUGUUUUAACGAUUCCGAGGAUGAUGAUGCUUUUUCAAUGAUAUAAUCGGAUUUUGAGCACCGAUAAGCAUCAUGGAAACAUUAUUACCUUCGGAAAUAGCUAGAUUAGUUCUCGGAUACCUCGAAGGUGAAAAAUGCAUAGAAGCAGCAAAGGUGUUUUUAGAGACAUCCCCACAUUUGCAAGAAUGUCGUACUGUAAUUUCAAAUGGAAGAAGAUUUAGUACUAGAGUCAGCGGAACGACAUUGUUAGAUAUUAUGGAAAAGUUUUACGCGAUUAAUGCAACAGUUCAAGAACGUCUCGGCAAAAUUGCCGAUUGUGAGCAAUUAAAGCAGUGCGGAGACUUACUGGAACAGUUGAAGUUUCUCAUCGAAGAAACUCGUGGGCAACGUUUCGUUGUUAAUAUAAACGUUCCUUCGCAGACUAAUUCUCAAAUGUGCAAUGGUUCUCCUAUAAUAUCUAGUAGUACACGUAAAAGACGUCAUAGUAACAGUGAUCGCGAACGGUGUAAACGUACGAAGGUAACAUCGAAUGCACCUCAGCAGCCUGAUUCACCCUCCACUCGAGUAUCCAGUUUCGAUAGCGUAGAAGCAACUCCUUUGGAAAGUUUACCAGGCCACGUGGAUACGUUCGAAGGAUCCAGCAGAUGUUUCGGUGAUCCGAAGGAGAAGAAAGUGAAUAACUCUGCGUGGCAGCAUCAAGGUGGGCAUCGAAAUGUUCCGAACAUAGGUGAGGAGGAGGUGAUCGUGGAUAACGAGGAGUGUGAAGAAAGCGAUAAAAAUAAAGACUCGUACACGGUUGAAAAAUGUACUGCGGCAACAAGCACGGAAGAAUUAUUGAGCUACUCGUGUGCACAAGUUCAGACUACACCGUACGAUACACCGGAGUCCGAAUCGGAAAGUAACGAUGAACCGAUAGAAAAUCUAAGUCUGCUAACGAAAGAGCUGUUGAACCGUAUAGAGUUGCAAGAGCGAAUCGCUGAGAAUAUCAAUAAAGCGAUACUUCCAACGGAUACAUCUUUGAAAGAUGAAAGUUUAAACGAUUCCGCGAACGGUGAAACAAACACUUCUAUCGUGACAGAAUUGAAUAACGCUAUUAAGUCAAUAGUAGAGGCAACAGAGUCUGAUCCCGUGUUUGAAAAAUUUCUCGACGAAAUGAUCGGACCGUACAACAGCGCAGAGACUGAUACAAGUCCCGAUAAAGAUACCGAAACUAAAUCGAAAUUGAAAUUUCUCAAUGGAUCGCGAGAGAAACAGCAAGGUGAAAUGAUUCCAAACUUGGGUAACGAUAAUCCACCAGAAUCUACGAUAUUAGAUGUUAAACCGUCUGGUGAAUUAGAUGCAGUAGGAACAGCAUCAACAGCAGCAGCGGAUGUGCCAUUGAAGCAUAGACUUCGUAGCUCUUCGAGACAACAAAAUGUUCGAAUCGAAGACGAACAACGAGAUCAAGACAGAGAAUCGUAUAGUAUUUUGGAAGAUCAGAACGCCGCUGCGGUGUUAAGCAUAAUAAAUGCAAACGUCGUUAACAAUAAAUCGGUAAACGACGAGAGAGUCAUUGAUACCACGAAAGAAAUUGUACGUUUAUUGGAGAAUGACGAUGAGAGAAAGUUGCCGACAUUUGAAAUUUCGUUUAACAAAGAUACAACGAUGAGAAUAACAACAUCCAGAACAGCAACAGCAGCAGCGGCAUCGUUGCUAACAACAGCGACAGCAUCGACGACGACGACGACGACGACAACAACAAUAGGGCAAAGUGAAAAAUUCGUAAGCGACGAUAAGCGAGAAGACGAUAUCAAGAUUGUUAAAACGAUUCAAGGUAACGACGCGGCAUCGUCAAAAAUGAAAAAGGCUUCGGUGAAACGAUUGCGAUCGACAAAGCCUAAUAAACAGCGCGGUACAGAGAAUAUUGGGAGCGAUUACAUGUCCGAGCAAAACAUAACGACUAUACCGACAUUGAUAAUGUGCUCGAAAGAAGAAAUAAGCAAUAUGUUGUCGACAAUUUCUCCUUAUCCGCCUCCAACUCGUUCCAUAGCAUCUACUGCAAAUUCACGAUUCAUUCCUAUCGUUCCCAAGGAUCCUACUACCAAUAAAACAAGCAAAGAUUUCGUAGAAACGUUGUAUCUAAAAACUGUGAAUGUCGCUCAAAAAAUUACAUCACCACUUCCUAGCGUCCUUAAUAUACCGGCUGUCGGUUCAAACAGUUUAAUUUCUCGCGCAGCAAAUACCGCAACGGUAACGACGACGGUAACGAUGACCGAGACGGCGACAGCAUCAGCAACAACGAUAACGACAACACCGUCGGAAACAUGUGAAAAGGGGAACAACAAAAUGGAUGAUAAGAAAGAAAAAUGCACCGCAUCCAUUGACACUGUGAAUAAUUUGAUCGGUAACUCAGUUACGAGUCACGCGGUGUCUAACGUUGGGAAACUGGUCACCGGAGAAUCGAUAACUCUGUACGGUAAUGAAAAUCAUGUAAAAACAUUACUGGAUAGUUCGAGCAUGCCUACGAUAAAUAUAGAAGAUAACGUUAGCCUAUCAGGUUCUGGAUUGUCUCCUUAUAUAAAGUUCAAUUGCAGCAAAAGUAGUCAAAACCACAGUUUGUCAGAUAUUGAUUUAACGCCAAUCUUGCAGAAUGCCGCACCAGUUAAAGCGAAUACCAACAUCAAUACCGAUUGCGAUUUCAUUGAUAAACGAACUCCAAGAUCCUUGCUGAGAAGUAGAUCGAAGAAUCACAGGUUAAGUUUAUCAACACCUAGAAGGAGGAGUAACCAUAUAAGGGCUCUCGAUUUUAACACUCCAAUGAAGAUAGCGGCAGCGCCGACGGCAACCGAAUCAUCUUUACGUAGAACUUCCCUUUUCAAGUCCCCACCGUUUGCUGCAAACGCUACUACACUAUCCACACAUAAAAUAAAAAGUCCGUUGAAACUUUGUCGUCCUUGUAAAAUUCCGAUUGCGACUAGAAGCCCCGUGCCGAAGCUAUUGGGCGAUUGGGAGAAACAUAACGGAGUUGGUCUGAUUAUAGGCGAUGUUCCUUCUCCACGUUCGGAUAUUCAAGUCUCAACAACAGGACAGUCCAAGACGUCAACAAAAAUCGCUAAAGACACGUGGGACGCAGAUUUACGGAAAGCUAUACAAAUUACCGUGCAACAAGAUCAUCAGAAAGCCAAGGUGUCUACCGGGAAGAAGAGCAAUUGUCCGAAACUUGCCACUAAAUCGAACGUCGUCGUCGUCGUUACAUCGACAAAGGACAAAUGCUGCAACUCACGCGUAUUCAAGGAGCAAGGUAGAAGUACUGCGUCAAAAGAGGCUGACGUUGCGGCAGAUGAAAAGGAGGGACGUAUCAUCGGAGAGCAGCAGAAUGCGAGAAACGCGCCGAUUGUAAAAGGCAGCACAGAUUCUAAGCUAUCAGAAACGGAGAAAACUUGUACCCAGCCAACGGAUAAUUCCAGCAACAACGGCGACGAUGAUGCCGUCAAUUCACGCGACACCAUCAUAAUCACAACAGCAGUUGCAAUGACGACGACGACGACGACGACGACGACGACGAGUAAAUGUAAAGAUGUUUCCGAACCAAAAAACAUCGACGAGGAAAAGAACCGACGAUGCAGCAAUAACAUGACAACGACAAUCGAUAACGAUAAUACGAAUUCGGAAAUGGAAAAGAAAAGCACGAAAAAGUACGCUCAGUUAAAAACAUUGAAGACUAAUCUGAAUAAAUGCAGCCAGAUCGAAAAAAAACCGUGUUCUUUAGGCAUAAUGACGCAAUGUUCUGAAUUCUCGAAUCGAACUUCCACGGAUAUUACGCAACAAUUCCUCCAGCAAAUGCCAAAUUUGAACGAUUUAGAAACACCGAGGAAAUUUGAAAGGCCUUCCGAUGUUCCACCGACGCCAAGAUUACUCAGUCCGAGCAGUAGUACGACGCCGUUUGUAAAGUCCAACGAAGAUUCUAGCAAGUUACGUGGUUUCAUAAAUACCCCUGAAUUUCCGACAACACCUUGCAUCGCGUUAACACCAAAGAUCUCGGAGGAAACCGCCGAUGACAAUACGAAAAAGGAAACGUUUCAUUCUUGUUCUCCGUAUUAUAAACCAACAUCCGAGCAAAAUGAAAGUUUCGAGAACUUAUCAAGAUCAAAGUCGGCUAACGGUGUUCAAAAAUCAUCCAUAAUACCGUCACAAUGUAUCAACCAAUCUACACCUCGUAGCGUUAUCACCACCUCUGCAAAUACCUAUCAAGCUUGUAUAUCUGCCAAAUUAGAAAUAACACAGUUCGAAGUGAUCAAAGAGAAUUUGCCAAAGGAAGAAGCGAUAAAAGAACUUAAAAUAUCAGCCAAUUCUCGAGAUUCAGAAAAGUAUUUAUCGAAUAGCGAAGAUUCGAAAGAUAGUGAUGCAUCAUCAUCAUCGUCAACGUCAUCUUCCUCCUCCUCUUCUUCAACGUCCUCAUCGUCCUCAUCAUCAUCGUCGUCGUCCUCGUCGUCGUCGUCGUCGGGAUGUAAAAAAGUGUCGAAGCAAAUUUACACCGAUACGAGCAACGAGCAUAUUACAGGAAAUAGUUCACCAAAGUUGGAAAUCAAUUCAACGGAUCUGCUUCAUACGGAAGAGGCAAUUAUUGCUUUGGAAAAGUGUGAAUGUUCGCCGUCGAAAGUAUUUCCAUUAUUGAAAUGUGAAGAAGACUUAAAAUCUGGUACAAAAGAAACACCUGCCAAAGAUGAAACUUUGUUGAACGAAGUAGACAUUUCCGAGACUCCGAAUAGUUCCAAGGCUGGCGUGGAGAAUCUGACCAAUUUAUCUUCGAAAAUUUCAGCGUUAAUAUCAACUUCAGAAGAGUGCAACAAGUUGACAAAACCGAAUGAAAAUCUAUUUGUAGAAAAUUCUCCGACCAAGACGUUUAUACAAAAACCAAAAAUAUUAAAUAUACAGCACGUAAGAUCCAACUCCUUGAUUACCUUCAAACCUACCAAAUCGACGAAACAUUCUUCACUGCUGCGAAAAAGGCAAAGAUCUCUAACUGUAGAUGAAAAAUUUGUUGUUCAAUUGGAAGCUAAACGUCAACGUAUGAUAGCGAAAUUUCGAGAAAUUCCUAAAGCCAGUCUUACUAAAGGAAAAUCUCAGCAAACGCGUAUUAUCUUCGGAAGUGGUAAAAGCAAUAUUAAUUUAAAGAAAGUGAACAACCGAUACAGGCAUAUCCGCCGGAACAACGAGAAUGAAUUUAACGAGAAGAAAAGAAACAGGAAGAAAAAGAAAAAGAUGGAAGAAUCAAAUAACAACAAUACCAGUGACAAUAUCAGCAGUAAGAACAACAAUAACAACGACGACGACGACGAAACUCAUGUUAACAUGAUCACUAAUGGGAAUGUUCGUGGCAAUAAUAGCGGUAACAGCAGUAGUAGUACUCAUAAUAGCAUUGACAACAAUAACGAUGAUAAUAAUGACAAUGACAAGAAUAGUAAUUGUGACAAGGACGCAAAAAUAAAGCAUUCAUCUAUGAACGAUGCAGUACCAAGAGGUAUAAAGUGUAGUUCUGAAAAAAAUGUUAAUAAUAACAAUAGUAUACGAAAUGACACUUCGACAUUUGAAAUUACGAAUAAGAUAGCCGCAGAGGCAAACGAUGAUUCAAAGAAAAUUAUCCAAGUAGCGACUAAAGAUAUUAUUACAAAUGACGUUCGAGUCCAUGAUACGAUUAAGAAAAGACAACCUGCUGAAACGGAAGAUCAAAUUUAUAAUUUGAACGCCAGUGUGGAGAGUGAAAAAGAAACGAUACAGUCUGAAGCGAUGGAUGCGGCGGCGGAGGGUAUAAACGUAGAAACGAAACACGAUCGUGCUAAAAUUUGCGCUCUAGAAAAACCUAUACAUUUCUCAGAAGAAUACAAGUUGGACAGUAGUCAAAUAUCGAAGAAUAGCAACGAGGAAGACGCGUCAUGUAAAUUAAAAGAAUAUCCGAACAAUAAUGGUAAAACAAAUAUCUUAUUCAAAUCAAAAAUUGACCAAGUAAAACGAGAUUUGUUUAGCGAUGACGAGAAUGAUCACAAUCGAACGUUUAGUGCUAUCAACUUGUCGUCUUCUAAUCAAAGACACGAUGGUGGCAAUGGUGCUGCUGCAGCUGCUACUACUACUACUACUACUACUACUACUGCUACUACUACUACUACUACUACUACUACUACUACUACUAACACUACUACUACUGCUACUGCUACUGUUGUUCAUACUCGAGUGCUCGACGACGAAACUGGCAAAACAACACUAGCAGAAAAUACCGAUUCGGAAAAUCCCAAGAAUUUAUCACGCGUUCUUCAAUGUUUGGAACUCGUUCCCACGUGUAAACACGAUUACGUGGAGCAAUCACAAUAUCAAUAUAUGAAAUACAAUCAUAAAACGGAUCUCAACGUAACUGUACCCAACUCGGUAGAAUAUCAUUUUCUAUAUGACGACAACGUGUUGUCCUUCAAGAAAAGAAGGCGAAGAUACAGCAACCAUGAUCUGGAAUUUCAAAUUAACAUCAUUUUAAACGAUCAAAAUUACGACGAAUGCGUUAAAGUGAUGACAGCUACUGAUUACGAAGAAAUAUUUAAUCUCCCGCCAAAAUCCAGAAAAAGAUUUGGAAGUAGGAAAUCACCCAUCAAACAUGAAAAUAGUUGCGAAACCUUCGGUAAAACAAAGUCUAACGAUUCUUCAAUUAUAAAAACUAUACAUACCAAGCCGUUAGCAACUUCCUCUCCACUGGACAAACCACUUGUGUGUAAAGUGAAAAAGAUCGCUAUUAAAACAUCUAUGAUCAACGAAAAAAAUAACGACAUGAUGCAACACGAUAAUAGAAAACAGCUAAAAGCAGAGAAAACUCAAGAAAUCGAUAAAGAUAAUGUUGCAGCAAAAGUUCCGAAGAAGAAAGUAUCGGAAACAAAAGAAAAUAAACAGAUUGAAAAACGACAGUGUUCAACGGAUCCGCAAACAUUACUGAACAAUUUGGAUCUGGAUAAGUUUCUAACUUCCGUUCACGGCCCAGCAUGAC
Habropoda laboriosa is the source of this 7021-nucleotide messenger RNA. Its product is annotated as serine-rich adhesin for platelets-like. The transcript is spliced from 14 exons. The coding region runs from base 91 to 7020 and encodes 2309 amino acids. NCBI's taxonomy places the organism in Eukaryota, Metazoa, Arthropoda, Insecta, Hymenoptera, Apidae. The record is from RefSeq and is a predicted model, not a curated record.